Molecule: messenger RNA, 1999 nt
Organism: Vitis vinifera (wine grape)
Lineage: Eukaryota; Viridiplantae; Streptophyta; Magnoliopsida; Vitales; Vitaceae
Product: protein NUCLEAR FUSION DEFECTIVE 4
Exons: 3
Coding region: 108-1820 (570 amino acids)
Cellular component (GO): membrane
Source: RefSeq, a predicted model, not a curated record
AAUGUUUAUAAAUAAGGCCACGUAGAGAGGGAGUUGAGAGGGGAAAAUUGAACAAGAGAGAUUAAAUUUGGGCAAAGGGGAAGUAUUGGGCUGUCAUAAUCGUUAUCAUGGCUGGACAGUCCAGAAAAUGGAUGAUCCUUGUGGCAACCAUAUGGAUUCAGGCGUUUACAGGGACGAAUUUUGAUUUCUCGGCCUACUCGUCGGAGCUGAAGACGGUGUUGGGGGUGUCUCAGGUGCAGUUGAACUAUUUGGCGACGGCGUCGGAUUUAGGGAAACUGUUUGGGUGGUCUUCUGGGCUGGCUUUGAUGUAUAUGCCAUUGUGGGUUGUGAUGUUCAUGUCUGCUUUCAUGGGGUUUUUUGCGUAUGGCCUUCAGUGGCUUGUUAUCAGGAGUAUCAUUACCUUGCCAUACUUUCUGGUGUUUCUUCUAUGUUUAUUAGCUGGCUGCAGCAUCUGUUGGUUCAACACAGUGUGCUUUGUUCUUUGUACUCAGAAUUUCCCUGCAAAUCGCCCUCUUGCAAUCUCUCUCACCGUCAGCUUCAAUGGCGUAAGCGCAGCACUAUAUGCCCUUGCUGCCGAUGCCAUUAACCCUUCUUCAGAUUCACUGUAUCUUCUUCUGAAUGCCGUAAUUCCUCUUCUCACUUCCAUUGUUGCCCUUCCCCCAAUCCUCCGCCAACCCUCUUUAGACCCUCUUCCUCCUGAUGCCGUUCGCCGCGACUCCCUUAUAUUCCUCAUACUGAAUUUCUUGGCUGUCCUCACAGGCGUCUAUCUCCUUCUCAUUAGCUCAAUUUCAUCCAAUGCAACAACAUCUCGUCUCCUCUUUUCUGGGGCCAUUUUUCUUCUUGUCCUCCCCAUAUGUAUCCCUGGUGUUGUUUAUGCUAAGAACUGGUUUCGGAGAACCGUCAAUUCUAGCUUCCGCCUUGAUGGCUCUGGCUUCAUUCUUGUGGAUGCUGAUGAUCUUGAGCUUCACAAAGAGCUCAUCACACGAUCAGGCAGUGGCUAUGGGAAUGGAAUUUCUGAUAUUAUCAAGAGCAAUGGAUCUACUCAUGAAAUUGUUCGAUACAAUAGCGUAGAACGUGAAAGUUGUUGUGAGAAAUUGAUGGGAAAAGAUCAGUUGGUAAUGCUUGGAGAAGAACAUCGAGCUCGUAUGCUUGUUCGUAGGUUGGAUUUUUGGCUAUACUACAUUGCUUACUUCUGCGGGGGAACGAUAGGGCUGGUGUAUAGUAACAACCUAGGGCAGAUUGCACAGUCUCUUGGCAAUAGCUCUGACACUUCAGCUCUAAUCACUAUCUAUUCUGCCUUCUCCUACUUUGGCCGCUUGCUUUCUGCCGCUCCUGAUUACAUGCGUGCGAAGGUCUACUUUGCAAGAACCGGGUGGCUUAGUAUAGCGCUUCUGCCAACCCCAGUUGCCUUCUUCUUGCUUGCGGCAUCAGGCAGCAGCGGCAGCAUCUUGCACGCAAGCACCGCACUGGUAGGGCUAAGCUCAGGGUUCAUAUUUGCCGCGGCUGUUUCAAUAACAUCAGAGCUGUUUGGACCCAAUAGCGUGGGAGUCAACCACAACAUUCUCAUCACCAACAUACCAAUAGGCUCCCUUGUGUAUGGCAUGCUUGCUGCAAUAAUCUAUGAUGCCAACAUAGGCUCCAGCUUAAGAAUGGUUACUGAUACAGCAGUGUGUAUGGGUACGAGAUGUUAUUUCUUGACGUUUGUCUUGUGGGGAAGCCUCUCAGUUAUAGGGCUAGUGUGCAGUGUGCUUCUAUUCUUGAGAACUAGACAUGCAUAUGAUCGGUUUGAACACAAUCGGAUUUCAUCGCAACUGUAUUAAUAGCUUAAUUACUAAAGAGGAAAUGGUGAUGGUUAUUAAUAUUUCGGUUAAGAUUCAAUGAGUGGAUUGUUGGAGGAGCAAAUUAAGUACUUGUAUAGAGAUAUCAAUGUUUACAGGAGUGCGUUUGAUAUUAUUUACAAGAAACGACAAAGGCUAAUAAUAAACAAGCCAAUUUUCUA